AUGAUCGUUUCGGCAGUGCUGUGCGGUGGACUCUCGCGAUUCUUCGGCCGGGGGUAGGAAGGAAAACACGUCCAUUUCCCGAGGCGCCGUAGACGGAGUCGCAUAUCCCGCGCGAAUCACGCUGUGGUACCCGCUGUGUGCUGUGUGCGCUGCAAUGGCGGUGUAGACGUCCUCGGAGCGCGGGGCUCGCUUAUCUCACGGUACUGCAUUGUGGCUUGUUAUCUGAAUGGACAAUAAGGUGGAUGUCACGGAGGCUGAAAAUAUUUCAAUGAUUGGAACAUCUGGAAUUUUUCACUUGCCUGACGUACCAGAGAUAUCGGAGGCGUUAGAAUCAACUGGUCUUAGCCCCUUGACUUCUUCCUUAGAUCAAGCUCUCACGCUGCAAGAAGAUAAAGCUCUUUCCGAAGUUAAUAUGGGCAUUGAAGAUACAUGGACUGAAGCAAACAGUUCAACAUCAGACUAUGCGAUUCCUCUACCUCCACCGCCCGGAUUAAAUGAUUUCACAGAUAUCGGUGCUGAUCCUAUUGGCGAUUCUGGAACCGGCAUAGAACACGGUCCGUUUCUGCCGCCCGGCACACCAGCGCUUAACAACAUCUUUGCAGAGGCCGGAGAUUCCCACGAUGACUCGCCAAUGGAGGUAGUUGUUCUGCCUGCAGGCGUGUGUGGACUUCGUAACUUGGGUAAUACCUGCUUUAUGGCAGCUGGAUUGCAAUGCCUGACUGCGACUCCUCCUGUCCUACGACAUUUCUUGGAUUUACAGCAAAGAGGAGAGAAACUGCCCCCACCUGGGUCAUUAAUGGCACACUUUAGUGUACUCCUUGGAAAAAUGUGGUCCGGGAGAUACAGCGUACUCAGACCAACAGAAUUUAAACAAACUUUAGGUGCUUAUCAUUCACAAUUCAAGGAUUACAGGCAACAUGACUGUCAAGAAUUUCUGGCGCUUUUGUUGGAUUCCCUCCACGAACAAAUGAAUAUGGCAAAGUGUGCCAAGAAUUGUCAAGUUCCACUAUCUACGACCACUGCCAAUUCUUUUAAUUCUAUUGAAAACUCAAAUGGAAAGACCCUUUCCCCUAUCACUGCCACGGCUAACUCCAAUUGUAAUUCAGAUCUUUUGGAAAUGUACGAGUGUCUGUCACCAGAAUGCCCAAAUAGCCCCAAUGUGACUGUGGCUGGCUCACCAAGAGAAUUUGAUUCGUCGAUUGGAGAGCUCGAUAGUAUCACAAAUUCACCGAGAGAUUCGCCGUUAAAUGGUGAAGAUGACGAGGAGACGUUGGACUCGGAUGAAACCAUUGAGGCAAGAUCAAGCACUUUUAUUCACAACAAAGUGAACGAGGAAGGCGCAAAUGAGGUUACGCCGACACGAUCCCUGAGAUUAGACACUUUGAUCGAAUUAUCGAAAAGCGUGCCUCAGUACGGUGGCUUAUACGAUAUUCACAAAGAGGCCAAGACGAGUAAUGCCAACUUCUUAGUAACACAGCAGGAGUGUAAUAACGAAAUUCAUUACGACUCGCAGAAGUUUCCCAAGGAUAAUGUCCGCAGGAUGCCGUUAGAUAAUUCGAAUCUUAUGGAGAAUCAUGAUUUUGAUAAUAAGAGCGUUAGUAUCAAACGCAUAAAAGAGGUGAAUGUCCAGAAAGUCAACGGUAGCCUUGAUCCCGCGUCGACCGGUUCUGACAUCGAAUACGAUAGCGGUCUGGAAAAGUGCAACGUGAAACGCAUGAGAUUAGACGAUCAGGAGAAGAAUCACAAGCAUGACGGUCUUAGCGGUGAAAGUAUCCAAUGCUCGCGGAUUCUGCAGAAUUAUGGAAACGGCGCUAUCGCCGCGCAGGAUGAGCUUGAGGCGGAUAAACACUGGGCGAAGCACUUGCGAUCCAAUAGGAGUAUCAUUGUUGACACAUUUCAAGGCCAAUUUAAGAGCACGGUCGUGUGUUCGGUUUGUAACCACGUUUCUGUUACAUAUGAACCUUUUAUGUAUUUAUCGGUACCGCUACCUCAUGCUAUGGAGAGGCAAUUAAAUGUCACUUAUGUUCCUGCAAACGGUGACCAACCUAUGAGGUGUGUUAUUUCUUUGAAUAAGCAGUCUCGAAUUGGGAAAUUGAAAGAGGAGUUGUUAAAAACGCUUGGCAAAGAAGAUAUUUCGGUGACGAAUAUUGCACUCGCGGAGGUGUUAGAGAAUCACAUAGCGAAGAUUCUGGAUGACAAUACUCUCUUGAGACACGUCAAUGAUACGAAUCGAUCGAUAUACGCCUUUGAACUCACGGAACCUCCCGAUGCGUACACUUCAGUGUCGGAUGGCGGUGGGGACCGUCCAACGGAGGUGGAUUCUUGCCAAAGAUGUACAAUCACAGGCGAGGAAGUGCCGUGCAUGGUGUGCAUGAUAUGUCUCGAGGAAUUGGAUGGCGAUUUGAAGAGGCAUAGCGGAAAUAGCUGUAACUUCAUCAUGUGCGAUCCGUGUAUCGAGAAUUAUUUCAAGAAUCAAACGGAGCCGCAAAUGUGUCCGGUGUGUUCCACGUACAUGACAGCAUCGUCGUUUACGAAGAUAGAUCAAACUGGUCGACCCAGGCCCACUGUACGUAUUCUGAACGUACCUUUGGUAUUGAGGCACGAUACGACAAACGAGACGACAAACAACCGCAAAAGCACAAAGCUUUUCGGCUAUCCGCACUUGAUACGACUCCCGUCAAGAGUAAACGCACGGGAUUUAUAUGACAUCAUCAAGAGAAAUGUGCCACAUGAAGGAGACUACACGAUUCAUUUCGUUGAUGGACAGGGUCACCAUUGUUCACGAUGCAUGUAUACAGCGCAUUGUACUGGGUGUAGUGUACCUGAUACAGGAAUGGUUGCACUACAGAACGGUGAUACGCUUGCGGUUCGUUAUACUGAAUAUGUUCCUAAGAUCCUGCAUCCCAUCGAUCACGUCAGCGUCAGUAAGCAACGGCCGCACCAUCCACUGUCUCUUUAUGAUUGCCUUCAAGCAUUUAGUCAGAGCGAAACUUUAGACGAACAUAAUCCUUGGUUUUGUCCGAAAUGUGAAUGUAACCAGUGUGCCACAAAAACGCUUACGGUACAUCGAUAUCCCAAGUUCCUUAUUGUAUAUCUUAAACGAUUUGUGUUUUAUGAAUGCGCGAGUGUAAAGCUAGAUGACAAGGUCACAUUCCCUUUGGUGGGUCUAAGUGUAGGACGCCACCUUUAUGAUCUCUAUGCCUGCGUAUGCCACUUUGGAGGCGUGUCCGCGGGCCAUUAUACGGCGUAUGCGAAGAAUCCUCGCACGGACGUGUGGUAUUAUUAUAACGAUGAGAUCACGAGCAGGCAGAAGCCACAAGACGAGGAUUUUAGCAAUGCAUACAUAUUGUUUUAUAGUCGACAAGGGACCAACUUGAAACCGUGCAAUAUAUAACAAGUGGUGUAUUUAUCUUGGUAGCCGGUAGAACAAGUCGAGUCGGUCGAAGAAGGAACGGGGCUGGUGGCAGCAAAAGAAUGGAGUGUGGCAAAAGGGGGAUUGAUAUUUGCGUUCUUCCACGUGAUAUACACUGCGAAAGAUUUAUUCGCAUACUUUAUACGUUUGCAACUCUUUCUUUAUCCAUUUUGUUGCGCUUCUGUCUCCCCCGCGCAUCCAUCUCCCUCUCUCUCCUGCCUCUGCUAGGGUUAUCUUUUUAAAAGUGUAACGGAGAGCGUGCUCUUCGUACACGCACCAAUUUGCGUUCAAUUACGUGAAACAUUGAUAGCUGUGUGCGUUUCCUUCGUGCGAUUUGUUAUGCAAUUUCUUGACGGAGGAUAACCGUUUCUUCGCAAUCGGUAGCUUUGCCGGUAGCGUUUGCGUUAGCGCAACUUGGGCCUGACCUAUUUCGCGAAUAUCGAAAGAACUGAGCAUAUUUGUACUGAGCAUAUAUUGUAAACGUAUGUCGAAUUUGUACAGUAGACGGUUAAAUGUAGAACUCGAGGAUUCUAAACACGUAAUUUAUUAGUGAAUAAAAAGGUGGACGUGUCGUACUUGAAAUCAAACUUGAAAUCAUCACUCACCAAAGGCGGGACAUCACGCUUCGCCGUGCUUUCUUCUUUAUCUGAGCAGAGGAGCGGGAGGAUAUACGCUUAUCAAUAACAAAGUGUCGCGCUUAUCCGAUAUUCCUUCGUUAUCCAAGUGAAAGAACAAGAGGAUUGUAAAGCGAAACAGAAUAUACACAUUUUAUGAAACACAAUUACGUUCAUGGAUUAUUUAUUAAAUUAGUUGUGUAUAUGUAUAUAUGUAUAUAUAUUUAUAUAUUUAUAUAUAUAUACAUAUAUAGCAAUUUUUAUUACAAAGACACUAAUCGCAGUUCAACAUACGCUCGUAUUAGCACAGCAUCGGUGUAAUACUGAUGUUUCACGCACAUUUUAAAAUUGCUAUAAAUUGUUAUAACACGCUACAUUGUAACUUGACGCGUAUGCGUAAUUAGAAAUCGGUUCUUAAAUAUUUCUGUUUGCUGCAAAACCGAUUCUCGAGGUUUCUCGAGACUUUCUGUAGUAUAAAAAAAUGCUAUUGCCGUUGCGCGCUAAUGAUUUCCCCCGAAUCUAGCAGUUUCGGCCUUUUCACUCUCUUGUAACAAAUUUAUUUGGGUGCACUAAUAUAGCGCAUACUAAGAUCCACAUUACAUAAUCUUACCAAAAUACAUAUGAAAUAUCCAGAAA
Messenger RNA from Wasmannia auropunctata (little fire ant), 4662 nucleotides. Its product is annotated as ubiquitin carboxyl-terminal hydrolase 6-like. Gene Ontology annotation, biological process: protein deubiquitination. NCBI's taxonomy places the organism in Eukaryota, Metazoa, Arthropoda, Insecta, Hymenoptera, Formicidae. Bases 227 to 3394 code for a protein of 1055 amino acids. The record is from RefSeq and is a predicted model, not a curated record. Gene Ontology annotation, molecular function: cysteine-type deubiquitinase activity. The transcript has 13 exons.